Scomber scombrus (Atlantic mackerel) is the source of this 5310-nucleotide messenger RNA. RefSeq names its product NHS like 3 (gene nhsl3). The transcript is spliced from 10 exons. The coding region runs from base 192 to 4769 and encodes 1525 amino acids. Gene Ontology annotation, biological process: cell differentiation. NCBI's taxonomy places the organism in Eukaryota, Metazoa, Chordata, Actinopteri, Scombriformes, Scombridae. The record is from RefSeq and is a predicted model, not a curated record.
GGAGAGGAGACAUGCACGCUGAGUGGUGACAGACAGGAAAAACAGAGACGCUGAGCGAGGCCUAAGAGGGACAGAGGGGUUUGUCGAACCCUGGGAAGCAGGGUGGUUUUGGAUUCUGUAACCCAUUCCCGACAGAAGACAACACUGAUCCGGGUGGAAGUAACGGACCUUAGCUCCAAGGACCAACCUCCAUGAUGUCCCGGAGGAGGUCUACAGGUGAUCUGGUGCCCAGGGACAUCACUGAGAUCUUAGCCCGGGAGGCGAGGGCUCAGCGUGGGCAGAGGAAGCCAGGAAGCUCCCUGGGACAGGCCUUCAGUUGGUUAAAGGGCAGCCGGAAGAAGAAGAGCAUUGGAAAUGGACUGAACCGAACUGGUACCAGUGUGACAGAUGCCAAACUGGGACAUCAGAACUAUGACCCUGCAAAAGCUGGCCCCAAAGGGAAUGAAGACCAGAAGAGGCUGACGGUGCACUUCACCACCUCGCAGCACUACCAGGAGAAUGUAUUCAUAGAGGGCAGCAGGCCUCAGUACCUGGAGGACCUGCACACUGAGGCUCAAGAGGGACUCAAGAUACUACAGCAGGAAGAACACAAGAAUGGAGUGAACUUUCUUGACAAUGAGAGCAUUGUUUCCACGGACACUCUGCGUCCGGAGCAGGAUACCAGCUCCAAGGACGAAGGUGGCUCUCCGGACUCGAAAUCCACCACUGGGAAUACUGAUAGCACAGUAACGUCUGCCGUGUCAACUAGGCCUGUGCUCACCCGCCAAGGUUCUACAUUCAAGCCUCUGAAUCCAGUCAAAAGGUUGGAUAAGAGCAGGAAAAGGAGCAGGAGGACCACCAUCAUGGGUAUUCCCAACCAGGUCCAGAAAGAACUCGCAUUGCACAGAAGCUCCACCUUCCAGCAGCUUGUAUCUACCCAGCUCCCUAAUCACAACGGACAGGUCACUGACAGCCAAUCAGGUGUUGUUAUAAUCCCUACGGUUGAUGGAGAGACUCCAGUGGCGAAUAAGGAGGGUGCGAGAGUACACCUUUCAGAGCUGGAGGCAUCCGGAGAUGAGCAGCGGCUGAGGAAGCACCUCCAGGCAGUCUACCAGGAUGAGCAGCUUGUCAGCCACCAGGGCUUUGGCUCCUAUCUCGGCCCUUCAUCCGUCCUGAGACCCAAGUCUGUCGCUGUACCUGGAAUGAUCACUUCUUCCUCCUUCUCUCCUUCCAUGUUUAGCUUCCUCCAGGAACCCCAGGGCCCAGUGAUGUCCAUCUCUCCUCAGGCCACCUACCUGUCAACAAUCAUCCCUAAUGCAGUGUUGCCAGCCGCAAUUGACGUCAUUGAGAUUGACCGCAGCAGCAGCCGCACACGUGGCAACAGUGUCAACCACAGCGGGAGUGUUCGCACAAUAAGCAAGAACAGCCUGGCAUCCUUGGACUCAUCAGUCAGUCCUUUGUUGUCCAGAAGAUCAGAUGGUGACGGUUCCCAGACUGACAAUUCCCACAGCAACUCCACGCCGAUGCCCACCUCAGUUUCAGGGUCAAACUGGAGCGAGUCAUCCAAGACUGUUAUUUCAAACUCUUCCCCUAUCUCCUCCAAAGGUAGCACACGCAGCUAUAAUUCACAAAAAAUGGGUCUCAGUGUGGAGGAAAGUCAGGUUGAACAGUCUGGUGGGGACCAAGACCUUGUCAGUGUCAGCAUAAUUAGCUGCCCCAGCAGUAAACAUGAAAAUAUAGUUACAGGAGAAGAUUUGGAGUGUGGUGCAUUAGGGUCUGCGGCUGCUGGGGAGGAUGCAAAGAACAAACGGAACUGCACUCGUAGUCUUUCAGUUAUGAAGACAAAGCAACCCCCAGCACCUCCACAAAGAACAAACUCUCUGCAUGGGAAUAAGAUCAGGGGCAACUUAAAGUUUCAAGUGGAGAGUAAAGGUCUCAACGGUUCUGCAUCUGGAGAGGUAGCAACUGCUACAGGAAAUAUUCUAACAAAGGAUGAGAUCAAAUCUGUAACUGCAAAUACUGGUAAGAUCCUAAACCUUGUAUCGAACUCUACUGGCACCAGCUCUCAAGGUGGAGGAACAGACCCUCAGCCAGAAUCAAGCACCUCCUCCCCCCAGAAAACUCCCUCAGAAGGUGGGAAAUUUGAACGGACCAUGUCCCCUUCCAGUGGCUACUCCAGUCAGAGUGGCACCCCAACACUUUCCCCAAAAGGGAUCUCCCCAACUUCCCCAGACAAACAGAAGAAGAAACCUGUUAAACCAGAGAGAUCUAUGUCGCGAGCCUCCUCCUCAGCAGCUUCUCCUUCCUCCUCGCUUACUUCUCUAUCGUCUGGUACGUCUGAGCCUGUCAAUCCAGAUGUUUCCACAAGUAGCCCUAGCUUUCCUCCCCAGGGAUCUCCGCCCACUGUUGCUGCAAAAGAACUUACACCAAAUAAGUCUUCAGCUUUGAGUGCAGAAGUCAAAGAGCUGUUGGACAUCCCACCACCUCCGAACGUCAAAGCACCAUGUCCUCCUCCUCCAGAGACGUGGGUUCACAACAGACGCACCUUUGAACUCCUGUGUGGACCUUGCCCUAAUGUUAGCAAAGUAGCUCAGAAACCAGCACAGGUACAGGACAGCACAGUUAAACAAGCAGGAACCCAGACUGAAGCCAGCAAGGAGUUGCAGGUUUUAGUUGAAAAAGAGACAACUACAAAAAAAGCUGUGUCAGAAUUGUCACGAAGCAAAGAAAAGGCUGAGACAUUGUUAGCAGCACUUCCUGAGGGUGUCCAUAAGGAUCUCGAGAGUAGGGAAUGUCCAGGUCCAAAACAAGAGGCGUUGUUACUCCAGGACAGGGAAGAGGCAAAUGCAGUUGUUCAGAGACAACAGCAGACUAGUAGUCCUGUCGUGAUGGACAAAGAGAGGCAAGGGACAACUCCAAAGAAAGAUCCCCCUCCUCUCAUGAAGAAGCCUCAGACAGUACUGCACAGAGAACCAAGUGUAUUGACAGAGCACUCAGUUGAGAAACAGCAAAAGGAAAGUUGUAGCAUUGCCACAAUAGAAGUUAAUUUACCAGUUGAGAACCCUACAACCUCUUCACAGAGUGGGGUUACGGUUUUAGUUGAUAAGUGCGAGGAUGAGGUGGACAUAAGUGAAGUCCCAUCCAUGCAGACACUUUCUGUAGAUGCCCCUAAAAUAAGUAAGACCUCGCCACCACCUACCCCUCCCCCUACCUACCAACCUACACCUCCUAUGUCAAGAAGGACACCUCCCUCAUCAGUAUCUGCUUCACCUGAUGAAUUACAGAGGGUACAGGAGGAAAUCCACGUCAUAGAGUCUUGCUGGCCACCUCCUCCGCCUCCUUUAGAAGGGGACUCAGUCUUUGAUGGGGGGGAUGAGAUAGACUUUCCUCCUCCACCUCCACCCUUCAUUGCCGACAAUGUGCCAGAUGUGACGAACAGUUGUACCCCAGAGAUGGUUGUUCCAAACACACCGACUGUGGUGCUAGAGGAAGUUAAAGAGGCAAUUAAGGACUCAAGUGAAGCUGAGAUACCUUUACAUGGACAAGAUUCAGACUUGCCUCCUUCUGUUACACAAACAGUAGUAAAAGAAAAUAAACCAGACGUUGUCAUGCAAGUUUCAAAAGCUAACGCUGAUGGGAGUUCUUGCAGUCCAUUGCAGACAUCAUCUGUUUCAGACAGUGUCCUCCCUCCACCAAUGGAAGGGCCUCCUUUACCAUCUACGACUAGAGCAGAGAGUCCAUCACCAGUCUGUGCUUUAGCAUCUCCUAGCAACUUCUUGAAGCCAGAAUCUCUGAAAGUUGAAGCUCAAUUUCCCUCUGAGCCUCCCGUCAGCGCCCAAGUUCCCCCUCCAAUUACUGUCCCAGCAGCACCUCAUCUACCAGUAGAGAACUUAACCCCUGGGGUUAAUUUCAGAAGGCAGCCCAGUGUAGCAAACAGAGACAACAGGAGCAAGGAGCUUCUUGCCCGCAACAAAAGUACACCCAUUCCUAAAGAGGAUGCAAACAUACCUCUUGUCACCCCCUCCUUACUUCAGAUGGUUCGCCUCAGAUCAGUCAACAUGGCUGAAGAUCAGGUGCAAGCUCCCUCAGAAGACAAGUCAACCAACGAGGGAGCUCCAGUUCAGGAACAAUGCCCAGUGUCAAGCCCAGGACCUCACAACACCCCACAAAAGCCCAUCCGCAAGUCCCUGUCUCUGAAAUCUCCACCUCAGACAGUUAAAGCAUCAUCUGUGACACUUAACACCCCUUCCAUGCGCCUACAAGAAGCCAUACGGAUGAAAACUGCAGCCAUGUCUUCAAGAGAUGGUUUCCCAUCCCGACUUGGUAUGAGAUCAUCCGCAUACAGCUAUGCCAGUGAACCAGGGGCUUUGCCCUUGAAAUCACCAGAAGGAUGUGACAUGCACAAGUCCCCAGCCUCUACUGCCAGCUUUAUCUUCUCCAGGAGCACAAAAAAGGUUGUCAUAGAGACUGCGGUUGCCUCUUCUCCUGAAGCUCAGGCAAGUCUGAAGCAAAGUUUGGCGGCUGAGCUCAUGCAGUUUUCUGACCAAUCAAAUACUGCUGCUUUCUCCAAUGGCAGUGUGAAGUCUGACAAACUUCCUCCACCAGUAGCCAAGAAACCAUCCCACAGCAGCAUCACUCCCUCUCAGAGUCUUCCUGCUUGUUCAACAAAGAUGGAUUUGAGUGUGGACGGAAAUGGAACGAUCGGAGCAGUACAACAUACAAGGGCAGUAACACCUCCUGAGACAACAACUACAAGAGUGACAGCGGACACAAUUGAAACACUGUUUUGAAAGACUUUGUGGUAAUUAACAAAGGAAAAGGCUCAUGCCAGAAGAAAGAGACCACAAGCAAGAAAAAGGACAACUCACUGCAAAGACUGAUAUUGAUUAAUGAGACUGAACUCAACUGUCUGAGUGUUGUGUGUUAUGUCUUCUCCAAAAGCCUUAGCCUGUAAUGGCCUUCCUAUAUAUUUAUGCAAAAAAACAAUGCGUAGCUCCCACUUUGUAAUGAUAGCUUUAUUCUGGAGUAUUUUUCUAAGCUAUAGUUUCUCUCUUAUUAAGGCCCCUCAGGAUGAAAUGGUGUACAUCAGCUGAAAUGUAAAUAUUUGGCUUGUAACAGAUCGCCUUCCAGAGGCUGAAUUAGGUAGUGGUCACUGCAGCUCAGAGAAAAAGGAUACGUCUUAGCAAAGCAUUUCUGUACAGAGAUUUAUUAUCCGUUAGGUCUUUUUUUCUCCCUAUUGUAAUAUAAUGCAUAAUUCUCAUGGGGACUAAUAAAGCUGUCAGCAAAUACUGACAAUGACAUCCACUACAGGACAAAUCAGCAUUUUAUCAC